AUGUUCGGAAGCUUCCUCCACUCGACCACCAAAAACCAGCGGAGAUUGAUGAUGGCCAUUACCAACUCAGAACCACCACCCCACCACCAGCCGAUCCCAUCCUCAUCCGCAAAUAACAACUCGACAACCAAUGCGCUCUCGUUGAGGAUCUCUAAGGUCAUCGCCACCAGCCAAUUCGAUGACCCUAACAUCCGCGAAGCACUCGACACCCUCAACUCACUCACCUUCCAAAGCAACCACACUGACAACCUUGGUUCAAAAGUUAAUAACGACAUCGAUUGUCUCGAGUCACUGAAGAAGGGCGGCCUGAGGAGAAUCGUCGAACAGCGUAUCAGAAGUCGCUCCAGAGAAUUCUUGAACGUCUUCUCCGAACUGAAUGAUGACUUGGUCGAUCUACAAUCUCAUCUCGAUCAAAUCCACGAAUGUUAUGAUGAAAUCCAAGAGAAUUUAAAGACCGCUAAUUCGGCUACUAAAUAUUUACUCGAACAUGCCAAUGGGUUGCGGAAAGAAGAUGAAGCAGUCACCGCCAAACAACUUAUUGUGAAGGCGUUUCUAGAGAAAUUUACGCUCAAAGAGAACGAGAUCCAGGCGCUAACGAGUCGGGAAGUGACAGUGAACUGCAGCGUGUUCGAGGCGAUGGACCAUUGCGAACAAAUCCGAUCAGACUGUGCAAUCCUUUUGACUGGAGACUCUCAGUCUUCCAAGUCCGAGACCGCCGGCUUGGAUAUCAUGCAAGCUACUAGCAAGUACCUCGACAAGGGCUACGACAAAAUCCUCAGAUGGGCCCUUUUCGAAGCUCGUUCUGGGUUGAUCAAGCCCGAUGAAAUCCAGCCCGAAGUGAGCCCCUUGAUGAAGCGAGCCAUUAGUCGCUUGAAAUGCCGUCCAGAGUCACUCGAGGAGGUGAUUGCCACUUUAACUGCAGCCCGAUCAAGUUCCUUAUCGGGCUUAUUUCUGGAAGCGUUGACACGAGGGGGACCUUCAGGACUGCCCCGGCCGAUCGAGCUGAUAGCCCACGAUCCGAUCCGAUACGUUGGAGAUAUGCUUGCAUGGAUCCAUCAAGUGAUGGCCAGUGAGCACGAGUUUCUGGAGAGCCUAUUCGAUCUCAAGGCGGAUGGCAGACGGGUCGGGGAGUCGCGUAUCUUCCCAACCAACCCAUCGGCUGUUAAGACCGAGGAAAACCCGACAGGAAAACCCGGACAGCCGACUAGCAGUGAGCUCACAGUCACCGAGUCGAAGAAUACGGACGACCGGGAGAUGGCAAGAAAGUUGCUCGACAAACAUCUCGAAGGAUGUAUCCGUCCCUUGAAGAUGCGCGUUCAACAAACCGUUAACAGUCAAGAAGGUAGUCUCACUGCCUGUCAGUUAGCCAACCUUUUGGAAUUCUACCAGCUCACGAUGGCCAGUACGAUUGGGCCGGAUGCCAAGCUAACAAAUACCUUGAGCGAGCUUACAGAUCAAUCCUAUGAAGUAUUUUACCAGCUCCUGAAAUCGCUUUCGAGUGAUUAUCUAAGACGUUUAGAGCCACCGCCCGUGGACCUGUCCGUCCCAACGCCCCUGCACGAAGCCAUGUCAAACCUGGGCGUAAUCAUGUCGAUCUAUGAAGGCUCGGCGGACGAGAGCUCAUCCUCCUCCGAGCAUUCAUUCGAGCGCGUCUUAGACUUAGUCAUCGAUCCGAUGAUGGAGGUCAUCGAUAGGAUGGCUCGACUGAGAGCCUCGGAGUGGGACCGAUCGAUCUUCUGGCUGAACUGCUUGGAAUUUAUGCUUACUACUUUGGGCUCCUCCAAUUCAACUUCAACCGUAGACAAACUUGAGAGUCUCCGCCAAACCCACCUUGAAAAGUUGAUUCAACAGUACACUGCUCAUCUGACUAGUACCUCUGGCUUGGAACCUGUUUUGAAAGCAAUCGAGACCAAGGAUCAGGAUACCCCGCUCUCAAGGAUUGAAGAAGCAAACUCGAAAUCAAUCAGUGAAGCGUUAAAAAAGUUCGACAAAUUCCUGAUGAAUUUCGACACACUAUUAUCGUCGAACAAACUACUAAGUCUACUGAAUACGAGUAGCAUUAGUAAUUCGACCGGAGGAGGUUUGAACAAGAGAGGAACUAAGGAAGAAGAAAAGACGGAGGGAUCCCAGAACCUGAAAGAAGUGAUCCUGCGGAGAUCGUUGAACGAUUUGGUGGCCCGGUACCAGAUCAUCUACGAUAACGUGCUCGACGAUAGGAACCUUUUCGAGUUCAAAUCUACCAUCCUCAUUCGCUCGUUGGAUGAGGUUAAAACGCUCAUCGGAUUCUUGUGA
Puccinia triticina is the source of this 2292-nucleotide messenger RNA. RefSeq lists its product as uncharacterized. The record is from RefSeq and is a predicted model, not a curated record. The coding region runs from base 1 to 2292 and encodes 763 amino acids. Lineage: Eukaryota; Fungi; Basidiomycota; Pucciniomycetes; Pucciniales; Pucciniaceae. The transcript has 7 exons. Gene Ontology annotation, cellular component: COG complex. Gene Ontology annotation, biological process: intra-Golgi vesicle-mediated transport.